UCGUGGUGAAAAUAUGAUAGCUUUCAGUGUUUUUUUUCCGAUAACUGAUAUCCAAAGAUAAGCUUAGGCUCCAUUUGUUACUAAGAUCUGCGCAGUUAUUGUCGCAGUAAGUCUAACAGCAGGCAUGGAUCUAAACACUGUUGGAUGGCCAUGGUACUUUGUAUUAUUUAUACUCUGCUUUUGCCAGCCAUUCAUAUCUAACAGCUCAAGCAUCGAAGAUUUGCAAGCAAUACCUUCCUCAGAAGAAACAGCGAAGAAACUCGAGCGCCAUUUUCUUGGUCAUGAUGAAGAGCUUCCCUUAAAACGCAGCAAAAGACAGCUCUUCAACUACUUUGAUGUGGUGUACAUCAUUGACUCGUCCAGUUCUAUCAGCGAGUUGGAAUUCAAGCGUGGGAUUCGCGCUGUUCAAGAGAUGAUAAGGAAAUCCAAGGCUUCUUCAAAACACGCGCUUAUCACCGUAGCUACACAGGCCAGGCUUGUACUCGAAUUCACGUCACAAGGAAUCGCAGUGAACAAACUGCGCAUGCUCAGACGAACUGGCGGGAAAACGAAUACCCAAGAGGCAUUGCAAGUUUGCCAUGAUAUAUUUGAAAAACCAGGCCGUCAUGGUGGAAGGGAGCUGAGUUUUAAGAGAGUUCUUGUGAUAACAGAUGGGCAGUCGAAUAUCAGACGUAAUAUGACAAUACCUAUUGCGCGCAGACUCAAAGCUCAAGGAAUCGAAGUAUUUGUUAUCGCUGUCGGGGAAUACCUUGAUGGAAUCGAUGAAUUAUCAAAAAUGGCCAGUUCACCGAAUGCGCACAUGUACAGAGUGGAAGAUAUGAGUGGACUGGUACUAGUAGUAAAACUCAUCCCCAAAUCUCUAGAUCAGUGGCGCAAUAAUAUAUUCGGAGGGAGACCUGGUGAUGGUGGUGGAACAGGUUUGGAUGGCUUGGGGAUUUUACAGGAAACUUAAACUGUUUUACUACAGAACUAUUUUAUUGCACGCUAUUUGAUUACAUUAUAGCUAAUGCACUAUCUGMUAGAAAAGCAUAGUAAAUCUUGUAAAAGUUGUAAAAGUAUUUGAUCUAUAAUUGAAGCAUACCAAUAUUUUAUAGUUAGGCAAUUCUCAGAUUGCACGUAACGUCAUCGCGGCUGUGUGAGUGCCACUGACCAAAAGCUUUCUCAUUAGCAUUCACUGCUGUUAACUGAAACAAGAUGGCCGCCUGCUUUUGUCUUUUGACACUCAUGGAAAUUGGGAAUGCUUGCAACCUAGCAAUUCUAGGGAGGGUGCAAGAAGAUUCCUUC
Actinia tenebrosa (Australian red waratah sea anemone) is the source of this 1284-nucleotide messenger RNA. Its product is annotated as von Willebrand factor A domain-containing protein 1. NCBI's taxonomy places the organism in Eukaryota, Metazoa, Cnidaria, Anthozoa, Actiniaria, Actiniidae. The record is from RefSeq and is a predicted model, not a curated record.